This is a messenger RNA of Botrytis cinerea B05.10, 2226 nucleotides long. RefSeq lists its product as hypothetical. The transcript has 2 exons. Bases 280 to 2169 code for a protein of 629 amino acids. Lineage: Eukaryota; Fungi; Ascomycota; Leotiomycetes; Helotiales; Sclerotiniaceae. The record is from RefSeq and is a predicted model, not a curated record.
GGUUGAAUUUUGUUUUUGUUUGUGUCAAAAAGACUUCAUAAUACAACAGGCCUUAAGUUUAUUAUUUCUACUAUAUUAAUUGGAGAGUCCUUCGGCACAGCCCAAGCCACAAUACAUGAGUAUUGUUCAUCUUACCUCUCAACACUGUCUUCAUUAACCUCACGAAUCGACCUCUUCAAAAUUUCCAAAGGCUUCUUAUCUCUCAACAGCCAUUGCGCCUCUACGGUGACGAUAGCUUGUCAAAGUUGAUAUUUCAUACACUUGAAUUUUGUUGAAAAAAUGAGUGCUGAGACUCUCGUUGAGCGCGGUCUAAUAGAGAUCCUAAACAACAAGCAGCCGUUGAACAAUAUUAACAACGCGUGGGAAGGUUCAUUUGUCGGCGGCAGAGCUUUCAACUCAAUAUCCUUCGAAUCACGAAAAUUUCCAUCAAACGUCCCUACAAUCCAUCGCCGGCCCGAAGGUAGUGAAACAAGAGAAGGACAUCAUUGCUACAUACCGGAAGACCCUCAUACUAUCUCGCAAAAUCUUCUUCGGGCUAUUACUAGACCCUCUAAUAGUCCCACCGUGCAGAGCCAUCUGCCAGAAAGCCGCCCGGGUGCUUCGCAAAACACUCUUCAGGAUUUUACUGCAUUUUAUAUUGUACAGAGAAACUCCUUGCCGAAAAACAGCCCGAGUACCUCGCAGAAUCUUGUUCACUCUGACACGACAAUACCUAUUAUACAACACUCCCGAAUGGCCUCUCCAGAUUAUGCCGACCCAAGAAUGGUGCCUGAUACAGAUCAGAAUAUCUACCCUCAUGCACCAGUCACACCGGAAUUCCAAGAGCGAUAUCCACAGCUCGUCGAUCUCUUUAAGCAGGCUGUGGAUGCUCACAAGUUUCUAAAAUAUCACACUUCAAAGAUCAACUAUGAGCUAUGUAUUUGUGGAAGUAGUCCCGCGAAUGCAGGUGCCUCCGUCAUCAUCUUCUGCUCUAAAGCUCUUUUCAAAUGUCUGAGAUCAUUAUUAGGCAGCAAGCACAUCCGUCGACAAUAUCAGCAGACGAGCUCUUCUUUUCGGGACAAAUUUCAAUUUACUCCUAGCAAGCAUUAUCUACAAGUAUCUGUUCCUAUUGUAACACCUUUUAAUAUCGUCUACUGGAGAGAAGCAAACACGCCUACCCAAAGAAGGUCCGCAACGGAGCAAGUGGUUACCAGUAACCGUUCGUUCCUCACAAUGUGUGGAUCAUUGGUAAAUUAUGGCGAUCGUACCUCGACCCUAGGGCUACUUAUUAGUAUGGACUCUAAGCUAUAUGGUUUGACUGUGGAUCAUCUGUUCGAGAAUCAGAGAGAUGAAGAACAACAAACGAUUGCAAUCGAACCAGAAGUUCUGCCUGACGAAGACGACUCGGAAGAUAGUGAAUCAGAGUUUCCAUGGAUUGAUAAUGUUAAAUAUGAAGAUACAAAGAAUACCGAACGGCUUUCAGACCCUGAAUCAGUGUCAUCCGGACGAUCAAAUGCCAAAAUAACCAUUAGUCACGGACCGACUGAACAUUAUGGUGAAUCUAUAAAUGGCCACAAGGCAGAUUCCUUAUCCAUCACAGAUAAGACGACGGCAUACCUCGACUGGGCAUUGAUUGAGUUUGAUGAUGGAUACUAUGAGCGACCUAACGCAUUCUUUUCGGAGGAUGAACUAGCAAAUCCCAAGUUCUUCGAGACAGUUUCGGCAGGCCCAAAAACUAGCGAAGUCAAAGUUUUCAUGAUCUCUGGCGUGAGCGGAACAAGAGAGGGUGUACUACUUAAUAGGAUUUCCUACAUUGGAGGUAAACCAGGUGAAAAUCUCUGUCAGGCGUGGAACGUAAUUCUUUCUGAUUCUAGAGGUGUCUUUUAUGGUGACUGUGGCUCAUUGGUCGUGGACCAGGAGACGCUGGAAGUCUAUGGCCACGUAGUUGCAUCGAAUCCGUCUGGCGAUGCCUAUGUAGUUCCUCUGCAAAACACAUUUCAUCAAAUCAGCACCGCUUUUGGAGCGAAAGAUGUAUCUUUGCCCAACCCAAGGCUAUUGAUGAAGAGCAUUGUCGCACAUUACUCCCAGGAAGGCGGUAGUGAUGUAGCAGACGAGGUUAAACGAAUUCUUGCUUCGAUGGAAGGUCCAGUUUCCACGUUCCCACCAGGUUCUUCAAGCGGACCAAAUUAGCGCUGAUUUUGAAAGUUUGAUAACACCGUCCGGAAUAAUGGCAACAUUUUCUGAGCA